This is a messenger RNA of Symbiodinium natans, 4377 nucleotides long. The record is from the annotation of a GenBank genome assembly. Lineage: Eukaryota; Dinophyceae; Suessiales; Symbiodiniaceae.
AUGGCCACCUUCGGUCCCGACGAUGUGAAGGUGUUCAGCGAGGCGCCUUCCCUCUUUGUGUACGAGCAUGCUGGGGAUGGAGACUCAAUCGUCGAAUCCCAGGCCAUUGUCCUGCUAAAAAGAGAACAUGGUCUCCUGCUACUGCUGCCUGCGGGGGCCAUCCCCGAGGAGGAGUUGGUCCAGGGAGUUUUGGCCCCAGUGCCCGACUUACUGGGCCCUUCUCGGGUUAUAGAGCUUGGUGCUGUGCGCCUGGUUGGUUCAGAGGUGGUUCCUGUUGCAGAUAUGGUGCUCACCGCAUUGCUUGUGGACUUCUCAACCGCGGUUCUUGCCAAGCUUUACGCCGUCAACCAGGCCGAAGAUCCCGAGUUGCUCCUUUCCUUCUGCCCGGAUCAGCCCGACUUGAUCCCAGACCCUUCCGUUGCUUUGCAGGUCGCCCUGGAGUGGGCACAGCAACCACAGGAGGAGGUAGGCGAAAGGUUGGCGUUCUACUCUGCAGACGAGCUCCCUCCACCUGUCAGGAAGCGCCCCGUGCUCAGGCUGAGCAGGGAAGAUCCUCUGCAGCGGGCCGCCGGCUUGGAUACCGUCGAGGAGCUAGCAAAGGCGCAGGCAGCCUUACAACAGCAGCAACUGCUGCAGCCUUCGCCCCCUCCAGUUGCCGGGCCUGGUUCCACUGUGGCUCAGCUUGCGGAGUGCGAGGAGGCUGCCGAGAACCUAGCCAAUCCCCAGAGCUCCGAGUCACCCUUGGCUCAGGCGGUGCUGGCGCAGUCCCAAGCACUCACAGCUCUGGUUGCACAGCUGUCCACAGGAGACACCGCGGAUCUCAGCCUGCCCGGAGCAUCAGUGGGGGCUCGAGGGGCAAACCAACGAGCAAAGCUGCAGGAGGCGCUCGCCAGCAACAAAGGCGUCUUCUACCACGCUGUCCUCCAAAACAUGGCCCGCCGCAUGUCCCCUGCCAGCAGCCACUCUUCCGAUCCGGCCGAGCUCUUGAGCCACGGAGUCUGUCUUACGAGGUAUUGGGAGAGAUUCGGAGGAUUCCACCGCGCAAAGGACCUAGGUAUUCUGGCUUUCCAGGUUGCAAAUGCCUUGGACGCGAUGCAGGCUGGAAAGACUGCCCAGGCGGCAGACCACCUGGCCCUCCUGGCCGUUUGUUUGGAACAGGGUGCUCUAGACGGUGGUCGGCUCGACCUAGGGUUUCAGCUGACCUUUCUGGAAGAACCGCCGGCCGCCCUCUUCUCGGACAGAGCUCUUCAAACGGGGAUUCAGGCAAGAGCGUUCGCGCCGCUGGCUGCUCAACGAUGGGUGGCCGUUGUCCUUGCUUACAUGAAGGAGCUCGAGGUGAUAACCAGUCGCAGGCCGCCCGCUCUGUCUGGUGAUACGAGUGGCGACGGCGCCCCUUUUAAUGGCUUACCCCCACCACCAUCAGCCGACGUUGUGCACGCUGCCCUCUCGGAAGUCUGCACGGCUUCCUCUUUCUUUGCUGCCCUGCCGAGGUGGUUGGUCCGCACCAGGACUCCAUUCUCGGCUUUCCUGGCUUUUUCUUUCCGUUCUCCGCACAGCCGCUGCGGCACUGCCCCAGCUUCCGCUAUCUUUCCACUGCCGGCCCCUUUCUUGGGCAUCUUCCAGAGCAGUGGCCCACGGCUUGCUAAAUCUGAGUGGCGUCGGCUUAGAUUGCGGCGCGCCCUCCACUGUGUCGUUAUGGCUUUGAAUUUCCUUCAUGACCAGUUGAAGUGGCCCUCUCAGACCGAGCUGCUGUGGAGACAUCCAAAUCCCCACCAGAGGCGAUGCUUUAAACGCAUCUGGAAGUUCUUGAUAGCGUGUGACUCCCGCCAGGAGCAGAUGCUUCUGGUACCUGGCAGGUCGGGUCCUGAAUUAGUUUGCAAACUUCUCGAGCUCGAGCACCUUGCUUCUGCUAUAUGCGACUCGAGCCAGGGCUCUUACGCGUCCUCCAUGCUGGAGGACGAGCCUUUCUGUGAACCGCCUUCGGCUCCUCAGGUAAUCCCCUGCCCAGGGGUAAGCCGCUUCCUGCACAUGUACCGCUUGCGCAACCUGGGGUUGGGUGUCCGGGAUAAGCUGCUUCUUGACACUGUGCCGUCAAUUCAGCCUGACAGUUCAUUGCCCCAGCUCCAGCCCUACAGGCCUCUCGAUGUCUCCCGACUGAGGAUCAGUGGCAGGGGAAACUGGGACGCAAAGCUGUGGCUAGAUGGCGUAUUAUGGCUGCCGUACCAAGAACCCAAGAUACUGCAACAUGGCCUUGACCCCACUUGGGCAGAUCUUCCGGACGUUAGUCUUGAGAGUCCCACAGAGAACCAUCGACUGGCUCUCCUCUGGUCCACACAGAACAUUUUGCACCUCAAGCGGGGCCCGCCCAACUUGCGCACUGCUUGCCGCGUUUUCAACGCAUUCAAGGAUGAUUCCAGGGACAGGCAGAUAGGGGACCGCAGGGCCCAGAAUUGUCUUGAGUACUCUAUCAGUGGACCCUCCAAAAACCUACCGUGCGGAGCCCAGCUGGUCUCACUCCUCGUGAAAAGAUACUCCCAGAAAGUCGUUGCUUUUAUAAGCGACCGCAAGGAUUUCUAUCACCAGAUGCGAGUCUCGGAGGAGAGGGCGUGUUCAAAUGCCCUGGGUUUUUCCUUCUCGCCCGAGUCCUUUGAUGCCGAGGGUUCCAGCUCUGUGGAUUCGCCUCAUGACGCGAGCUAUGCCGAACAGGCCCACUCACUUCUCACUUGUGGGCUUGAGGGCCACCGCCUCGCCAGCUGCGACGUCGCUUCCCACAACAAGAGAAAAGGCGUCCUCGUGCCCUCGGAGGUCACUCCAUGCUUCAUGUCUCUUUUCCAAGGCGACCAUUUAGGCGUGGAGUACGCCCUCGAGGCUCACUCCCAACUCCUUUCCUUCUAUGGCGCUUUGCCUGAUGGACAGCGGCUUCUCGGAGGAUGUCCUGCUCCCUUGUCUGACACCUGGGCUGCUCUUGUCAUCGACGAUUUUGUCAGCCUCUCUGUGGUGCCAGCUGCUACUAAAGCUGAGGAGACCCAAGCCGCUGCGCUCCAUCGAGCCGCGAUCUGCGCGUAUAAAGCUGAGGAGGUCAUGGGAUCUCCCGAAAAAGACGUCAUUGGCGCCACCAAUUUCAAAGCAAUCGGAGCCGAAGUUAUCUCUGGAGACGCUGCCGUAAGAAAUGGCCUUGUGACGGCUGCUGCCCCUGAGUCGGCGCUUACCUCUUGCUGUCCUCUGUUUGCGUGCGGCCAGGCUCCCUAUUUCGUCUUUGAGCCUGUUGCCAAGACCACCGCCUGCCCAUCUGACAUGAAGAGGCCUAUUGGCCUCUCCCGGCGCACUGCCCAAGAGCUUGCCUUAUGUGGAGCCCUCAUGCCGCUCUUCGCUUCCGACCUUUGUGCCGAGCACUCUGAGUCUCUCUACGCCACUGAUGCCUCACUUGGCCGGGGUGCGAUAUGCAAGACUACCAUCCCUCGAGACCUUAGUCGAAGCCUUUGGUUGAGUAGCGAUAGGAAGGGGGGCUACAGCCGUCUUGACUUCCCUGCGCGGGCAAAUUGCCGGGCAGCUGGCAUCCCUCUCUCCGACGAGGAUUGUGAGGCCCAUCUUGAUCCUGAGGACAUUCCCAGAGCACCUGAGUUCAUCCUUGACCUCAUCGAGAUAUGUGGAGGAUCCGCUGUCGUCUCAAAGGAGGCCUCCGAGCUUGGGCUUGUUGUUGGGCCUCCCAUAGACAUCUCUGAGAGCCCACAUUUUGACAUCCUCGAUGCAUCUUUCGGAGUCUGGCUUGGCUCUAUGCUUUCUUCGGGUAGAGCUAGGUCGCUCUUUCUUUCCCCUCCUUGCGCCACCUUCAGCCCUGCUGCUUACCCCAAACUGGGCACUCCUGCGAAAUCUGAAAGAAUCAGCCGAGGGCAGUCUAGGAUCAAGAUCGGGAGCGCGCUUGCUCAACGAUGCCUAGCUUUCUUCUGCAUCGCCUGGUACUGGGACGUCCCCACGCUCUUCGUGACGCCAAGACUGUCAAGGCUUGCCUGGACAAGAUGGUGGAAGGCCGUCGCAGGCAAUUGGUGCCCCUCAGCAGCGUGCCCUGGCAUUGAAAACAUCAUUAUCAAUGACUGCCUUUGUGCGGCAAAAUGGCAGGUCACAACCGUCAUACCCUGGCGUUCCUCUAGCCACAUCAACGUGUUGGAGCUAGCUUCGCUUGUUGCUCUGUUGCGAAACAUCGCGCGGGAGGAGCCUGACGCACGAGUCACGGCGCUCUCCGACUCUUCUGUCGCAAAGAGUGCCCUGGCAAAAGGUCGAUCGACCUCGAGGGCGCUCACUCCUGCCCUUCAGCGGGCUACCGCGCUCCAGCUCGCUUUUGGUUUAUACUUAGCCAUAGGGUUGCUCCUACAAGACUGA